ACAGAAUAUUAUGCAUUUGAUUCAUCAAACCUAACUUUCAUAACGGGUUUAAUGCUUUUUUAGUUUAUCAACUGACAAAUAUAGUAUAGAGCCCUCAAGCUAGCGAUGAAGUUGUUAAACAUUUACUUUACUUCUAUUAAGUUAGAGCAAAUUCAAUAGCAAACGGAAAGUUGCCAUUUCUGUUUCGAUCAUCUUUCACUACGCGCGGGAUGUAUAUUCGUGGAGUGCAUUUGCGCUAUUGCGCAUGGCGAUUUUAAAGCAUGCUCUACAACAUGUUUUCUGUCCAUAAUUCAGAAAUUGGCUAGUAUGCCAUAAGCAUCAAAUCGAGAAAAACGCAUUUUAAAGUUUUUUGUCGGUACAACAUAUUUCGACUGUUCAUGACAACUUUUUUAUUGAGUAUAUCACCCCUCAUAUAUGCUGGAACCUUGCCGUUGAGUUGAAACAGAUAAAUCUGCAGGAAAAUACCAUCCGCCACGUAUUUUUAGCGCAGUAGCCGUUUUUUCAAUUAUAAACGAAAGGUCAGUUGACAAAUCGGUGUGCAAUUUGGCUAAUAUCCAUACGAUGUGAAUUAUAUCGUGCUCGUUGGUGAUGAAAAUGGUAUUGAAUUUAAUAAAACAAUACGGAAGCACAAGUGAGGACGAAAAGGAUGACGAGACAAUUAUUUCAUGCAACAAUAUAACAAUGUAACGAAAAUAUUAUCAUUCAUAAUAAUCUCACAAUCCACUUUCCUGCUUUUUCUCAUCACAUCCAAAAUGAAAUUUAAAUCUUUUCUUUAAUAUUACUUCUAAUCAAAGAGCUAAAUAGCAUUUUCAAGAAUGUAAAGAUUUAUGACAGAACGAAACAGUCACACGUUUUGAUCAUUGAGUUUCGCAGCAAAACAAAUAAAUUUAUGUUGCAUCAUAUAUUCUUCGUAAAAAUAGUAAAAUUUUAUGUAAGGGCCUUACGAUCGCUUACCUGUCGCCAGUAACCACCAGACUACAACACACUUGCGAAAGUUAGACGAAACAAAGUACAGUAAUAAUACACUGGGUCUUGAACAUGACAGGUAGAAACAUAUUGGAUAUUAGCCAACUUCUCAAUUAUUUUGGAUAUUAGCCAAAAUUGUUUCACAUUUGCUGCCUUCCCAAGUGCAUUUUUUUGACAAUUGGCUUCCGUUGGGACCUUGUUUAGGGUGUUUACCAUCACAAGAAACUGUUUUCUCGAUUUUGGUAAAAAUGGCAUAUUAGCCAAUUUUUGACGUAGAACUACGUUUUACUUUAGCAUACCACACAGGGAUGCAAACUGAAAAACUGGGACGAAAUUUGUCCCUUUUCAAAUGCUUAUAGGUCGGUUGGUUUUCAACCGAUUUUCUUCAUUCUUGCAGCAAUCGAUUGGAAAAUUAUACACGCAUCUGCCCAAAUGCAGAAAAAUGUUGUUUGAAUCUACGAACUAUUGUACUAUUGAAAAUUGUCAAGCCUUGUUGAAAUAAAAAUAACGUCCUCUGAUUGGUCGCUUGCUUGCUAUGUGUGUAUGAUAUGGUGUGAUGUGUGUAUGUGUGUAUGAUAUGGUAUGAUGUGUGUAUGGUAUGAUGAUAUGGUAUGAUUUGUGUGUGUGUGUGCUGUGUAUGGUUUUUAACUCGGCACGUUCUGCUAACUGCUGAAUCCGGUUCAUGAAAUUCACAACCCUUCAUUAGUAGACAUUAUAACUCAUUACCCAAGUAAAAAUAUUGGUUUUAUCAAAGUUUUAUAGCGCUCAAUUAAGCCGAAAAAGCGCUAUGGAACUUUGAUAAAACCAGUUGUGUUACUAGGGUAAUGAAACACUCAAUGCAAUGUUAAUAGUGUACGUAGUUCUACGUCAUUUAUGCGGUCGUGUCUUGGAUACAACCUCCUACUUUUUAAUUUUGGGCAGUUUUGCAGGGGCGAUUAUCUCUGUGAAUAUUCUUGCUUUCUCACUUACUUUGAUUUCUCCACCGCUUACAACAAUAAACUAUGCUUUAGGUUUUGAACCUGAGAAUAAUGUUGCGAAAUUUUAAACAGAUAUGUUGGUUUUAAUUUCAUAACAGAUAUUACGUAUGGAACAAUCAUCAAUGUUAUAUUAUUUUGAUAUCACUAGAAAACCUAAAAUUUUUUAGAAACGAGUAGAUCUGUCUUUCUCUUUAGUAAAAAAAAACAUGAUUGAAUUUUCGAUUUCACAACAUUAUUUUUUUAUUCACUGCAACCAUUGUUGAUUAAGCCCUUUUGUUGGUUCACACUAGAUGUGCAAGUUUAUUUCACAGCGCUAUAUAGUUGCAAUAAUUAGGUUACCCUUGAGCAUGCUCUUACAAUAACAACAGUUGUUUGUGUUGUGUUGCAAGCCAGGAAAUUGUAAAUCGUCCUUUAUUGAUAAGGUUUUAAGCGACCGAACAAUUUCACGUAGUCACGGUAAUGGCAAAUCAGGAAGGCAAUAUUUGCCGGUUCUGUGAUCACAUCGGAACCAACACUUCUCUCCAUGCUACAGCAUAUUUUGCUGAAAAUAUCACUUUGGCAGAAGUAGUUUCUAAUGUUGCACAGCUGAACGUAUCAUCCCUGUUAGAAGCAGGAAGCCAAUAUGUUUGUACCGAUGGUUGCCUUCCUCGGUUAGCGAAUUGCUAUUCAUUCAAACAGCAAAUAUGUCGGGUGGAAGCGGCCAGGCGUGAUACUGCGGUUAAGACUGAGAAUUACGAUAACGAAAUGUCCGAACAAGAAUACGAAGCUGAAUUCUUGGAGUACGACGAAGAAAGUUGCGAUAAACAUAGCAAAUCGUUAAAAUUUGAAACAAAUAAUCUGACGCUAGCAAUGCCUUCCGGGGAACAAAUAAUAACCCGUUUAGAAUUCGAAAACUUUGAUUAUUUUGAAUUCAAAGGAGAAACCUGUUGUGAAUGCGGACUAAUUGUAGACAAUUCGUUACAACUACAGGAGCAUAUCGCAAUGCACCAUCAAACAUCGACAACACAUACGGUUACUCCAAUUUCGUGCCCGGGUUGUAAAAAUAAUUUUGAAUCUGAGACUGAUCUUCAAAGUCACAUUGAUUAUUUUGUAGGGAAAGAACGUUAUCUUUGUAAACUUUGUGGGCAAGUAUUUUGUAAGAAAGAAGAUCUUGUUGUUCAUAUGGAAUCAGCUGAAACUCAUAAAUUACGAAAAGAAUCGUGUUUAAAAAAAAUGGAUUUUGUGAAUAAUGUGGAAAACCUCGUCGAACCUCCUGCUGUUGAAGGCCAAGACGUUGAGAUUGAGUUUAGUACGCCGGAAACAGAUUCCAGAACUAAAUCAGUGCAGCAUCAACAGUCUAGCCAACUACCCGAUGAAAAAUAUAUCAGUUCCAUCUUAGAUCACGAACAGUAUCAAAUAGUUCGGGUUGAGAAUGCAGAACGAUGUUGCGAGUGUGGGAUUUUUUAUGAAAAUUAUUACCUUUUAUUGCAACACGCCAACCGAGAACAUAGGUCGGGAAAAUCCCUCUCACCGAAUAAAACAUUCUGCGAGAUCUGCUAUGAACGGUUCAAAAGUCCAUGGGCUCUUAAAGCGCACAGAUCAAAUAGCAGAUUAGUCAACCAGCUGUAUUACUGCAAAUUGUGUCAUGUUGCGUAUACACGUAAAUAUCAUUUAAUAAAACAUUUUCAAACUACCCCAAAGCACGAAUUACCAAGGAACCUGCUGGAAACGAUGCGAUCAACGGUGUCUAAAAAAGCUAAGAUUCUUAGCAAAGAUAAUUCAACGCCUAUCGAACCGUCUUUUGCUUGCUGUUUCUUGAAAUGUGCAAGCAUUUUUGAAACCGAAGAACAGCUUCUAUGUCACGUUGAGCAGCAACAUGCACCACGUAGAAAAAUACAUCUAGUAGAGCGAACCAGUGACAGCAAUGUCUGCAGUACAUGUUUGCGAAAUUUUAGUUCACAACAGCUCUUACUUCUUCAUCGAAGUCGAGCGCUGAAAAAGAUUCACAUUUGCAGUUACUGUGCAGAAGCAUUUUUGAUUCCCAGUAAACUUCGCGAACAUGAACAGUUAGUUCAUUCAGAUCACGUUCCUCAACAUCCAUGCGACCUAUGUAACAAGACAUUCCGAACCACUAAUCUUUUGAAAAUGCAUCGCAGCACGCAUGCACAGCAGCGAGAUUUUGCAUGCGAUAAGUGUGGUGCCCAGUUUCGGUUUAGGUUUCAGCUGAAGAAACAUGUCAAUGGAGUUCAUCCCACUAAUUUUCCUUACGAGUGUAGAUUCUGUGAAAAAAAAUUGUCCACUAAAGCGAAACAUGAUCUGCAUUUGCGCUCCCACACCGGAGAAAAACCGUACAUUUGCCGUUACGAACCAUGCGGGAAGCAAUUUUCUCAUGUUACUGAUCGGAAGCGCCACGAAAUGGGAGUCCAUACCGGAGAAAGACCUUACAAAUGCGAACAGUGUACUGCUGCCUACAUUCGAAAGCGUGAACUGUUGAUACAUUUGCAGAAGCACCAGCGACAGAAUACCGUUUGAUAAUAAGAGAAAGACACAAAAACGUCACAAAAGCGCAGUUUCAAAAAGGAAGGUUUUCUCAGUCGCAGGAAUGUUACUUCACCGUACAAGUACGCACUAUAAUAUAUUGUUUGUCGUCAAACAUAAUGUUAAUACAAUGAAAACUGAUUGCGACGACCAAAUGGCUUGUUACUAUAGAAUAGGAAAACGUUGUUCCAUUUUACAUAUUUCUGAAAUCCUUCAACGAUUCGUUCAGCAUGAUAACAUCUGGAUUUUCCUGCUCGAAACGGGUAGGCUCAUGUUCGCGUUCGUCAUCUCUCCAUUCACCAAAAUUGGCUUUCAUUACAUCGGGUUGUUUGCUUUGCUCCUCCUCCUCUCGCUGUAUCCAUGGAUUGAAUGUUGUAGGCAAUGGCAAUGUUUUAUUGGUCAUACGGAUGAGUUUGUGAUAAAUAUUUACUAUUUUACAUUUUUGAACAAAUUUAUCAAAACCGUAAAAGUACAAUUACUACGUUUGUCCCGAAUAGGGUAUUUCAAACAUUUAAGCUACAGUAUAAAAGCAAAAAAGUUCAUUCUCUUACCUGUUUAUCGCUUUUGGCAAAUUUAGUGAACAUAUUGGCGAACACUUUCUUCUGUUGCUCAUUAUAGUCCUUGAUUUUCUGUUUGCAAAUUGUAACUUGAUUGAGGGCAGCUUUGUUCUCGGGUUCAAUCUCCCGUACUGAGUUGAAAUCAUCGAACGCCUUUUCGAAAUCUCCUAGGGCAAGUUUCGAUUGGCCGCGACGGUAUAAUGCCUUCACAUUUUUACUGUCGAUGUUCAAGGCUUC
Molecule: messenger RNA, 5254 nt
Organism: Wyeomyia smithii (pitcher-plant mosquito)
Lineage: Eukaryota; Metazoa; Arthropoda; Insecta; Diptera; Culicidae
Product: zinc finger protein 431-like
Exons: 4
Coding region: 2403-4454 (683 amino acids)
Biological process (GO): regulation of transcription by RNA polymerase II
Cellular component (GO): nucleus
Molecular function (GO): RNA polymerase II cis-regulatory region sequence-specific DNA binding; DNA-binding transcription factor activity, RNA polymerase II-specific
Source: RefSeq, a predicted model, not a curated record